AACUUAAUAGACAAACAACGUUAGUGGAGAACCACAAAACGGUGGACUCCUUUGUCAAUGAUUUUUGUCCAUGGAACCCUUUGGUGAUGACACCUGUCCUCAUUCUUGAUCUCCCACUUAGUUUUUGAUUUUUGUGUACCAAAUGAGUGCUUCACAUUUGGACCUGUAAUUGCUUUAAUCACUUCAAAAAAAAAAAAAAAAAUUAAAAAUAUCCAUUUACUUAUCAACUUCCUUACAUAACUAAUUACUCCUCCUUUCUCAAAAUUUAUAAUUUUGGUUGAAUUUAUUUUGACUUCCCAAAUCAUAGUUUUCAUCAAAGUAUCAAACUUUACUUAAAUUUUUUUAAAAAGAAAUUAAAUUCAGUGAUUUUGAUUUUUUAUGUUCUAGUGAACUGAAUUAUGGCUUCAAGUGUGAUUUACAAUUCAUUAACAACCUCAACAACCGUUUUCUUAAGAACCCACUUACCAACAAUACUCUCAUCUUCAAACGAUGAACAACAUCAACCUUCUUCAUUGAUAUGCAACUGUAAAUACCUGUUAAAGAAGUCAACAUUUAGUGGGCAGAAAAAGAAAAAAGACAACUAUGUGAAGGCAACAGCAGUGGCGGAGUCCUUUAAAACAACUCCGGCAGCCGAAAAAGAGAAGAAGCUUCGGAUACUGGUGGCCGGAGGUGGGAUCGGAGGGCUGGUGUUUGCGUUGGCGGCGAAGAAGAAGGGAUUUGAUGUGGUGGUGUUUGAGAAGGAUUUGAGUGCAAUAAGAGGAGAAGGGCAAUACAGGGGACCAAUUCAGAUACAGAGUAAUGCGUUGGCUGCUUUAGAAGCAAUUGAUAUGGAUGUUGCUGAGAAAGUUAUGGCUGCUGGUUGUGUUACUGGUGAUCGGAUUAAUGGUCUUGUUGAUGGGGUUUCUGGUAAUUGGUACUGCAAAUUCGAUACCUUCACUCCUGCAGUGGAGCGAGGUCUUCCAGUCACUAGAGUCAUAAGCCGUAUGACAUUGCAACAAAUUCUUGCUCAAGCGGUUGGAGAAGAAGUGAUUAUGAAUGAGAGUAAUGUUGUGGAUUUUAAGGAUGAUGGAACCAAGGUUACUGUGACGCUUGACAAUGGGAAGACUUAUGAAGGAGAUCUCCUAGUUGGAGCUGAUGGAAUUUGGUCAAAGGUGAGGACAAACUUGUUUGGGCAUACAGACGCUGUUUACUCAGGAUACACUUGUUACACAGGCAUUGCAGAUUAUGUGCCAGCAGACAUUGAAUCUGUAGGGUAUCGAGUGUUUCUGGGGCACAAACAGUACUUUGUAUCAUCAGAUGUGGGUGCAGGCAAGAUGCAGUGGUAUGCAUUUUACAAGGAAGAUCCUGGAGGUGCUGAUCAGCCCAAUGGUAAAAAACAAAGGUUGUUUAAAAUGUUUGAGGGAUGGUGUGACAAAGUAAUUGAUCUUAUUGAUGCUACUGAUGAAGAGGCUAUUCUUCGACGUGACAUUUACGAUAGACCACCUAGUUUUACCUGGGGGAAGGGUCGCGUAACUUUAUUGGGUGACUCGAUCCAUGCUAUGCAGCCCAAUUUGGGCCAAGGAGGAUGCAUGGCCAUCGAGGACAGCUAUGGGCUAGCUCUUGAGCUGGAGAAAGCAUGGCGUAAGAGUUCUGAAUCUGGAGCACCAAUUGAUGUUGUUUCCUCGCUAAAGAGUUAUGAGGGAGCUCGAAGAAUUCGAGUAGGCAUAAUUCAUGGAUUGGCUAGAAUGGCGGCAAUUAUGGCAACAACUUACAAAGCAUAUCUAGGUGUAGGACUUGGUCCAUUGUCGUUUUUGACAAAAUUCAAGAUACCUCACCCAGGAAGGGUUGGUGGUCGUGUUUUCAUUACCCCAGCAAUGCCUCUAAUGCUGAAUUGGGUUUUAGGUGGUAACAGUGAAAAACUUGAAGGAAGAAUACCACAAUGCAGAUUGUCUGAAAAAGCAAACGACCAACUACAAAGAUGGUUUGAGGAUGAUGAUGCCUUGGAGCGUGCUCUUAAUGGAGAAUGGAUUCUCCUCCCUCAAGGAAAUGUUGCUGAAUCUUUAGAACCUAUUUGUUUGAGUACAAAGGAAGACGAGCCAUGUAUAAUUGGGAGAGCAUCUCAUAAGGAUUCCUCGGGUAUGUCAGUAGCUGUGUCUUCACCUCAGGUUUCAGAAAGACAUGCUCAAAUCAGCUGCAAAGACGGAGCAUAUUACUUGACAGAUUUGCGUAGUGAACAUGGAACAUGGAUCACAGAUAAUGAUGGCCGACGUUAUAGAGUACCUCCUAAUUUCCUUACAAGAUUUCAUCCGUCAGAUAUCAUUGAAUUUGGAUCCGACAAAAAGCAGGCAGUGUAUCGAGUGAAAGUGAUGAGGACGUCUCCAAGGGUGGAACAAAAUAAGCCUAAUGCAGCAGUACUGCAGACUGUGUGAAAACCUUGUCAAGUUUCCUGUGUUAAUUUGUUGAUAUGGCCUCAAUGUACAGAAUUCUUCAGGAAGAUUGCAAAAGUGAUCUCAGCCAAAUCACCCCACACGUAAUUAGAAGCUAGAACUCUAUGUUAGCUGUGUAAUAUGAUCUUCUAAAUUCUUCAUGUUGUACAACUGUACGAAUUAUGCUACCAUGUUUGCUUCUUAGGUUUUGAAGAUCGACUGAAAUUAUACGAGUGUAUAUUUGAUUGAAGUUUUGCUUAAUUAUUGAUAUCAUCUUUGGUA
Messenger RNA from Chenopodium quinoa (quinoa), 2687 nucleotides. RefSeq names its product zeaxanthin epoxidase, chloroplastic-like. The coding region runs from base 399 to 2408 and encodes 669 amino acids. Gene Ontology annotation, molecular function: zeaxanthin epoxidase activity; protein binding; FAD binding. Gene Ontology annotation, cellular component: membrane; chloroplast. Gene Ontology annotation, biological process: abscisic acid biosynthetic process. The transcript is spliced from 16 exons. The record is from RefSeq and is a predicted model, not a curated record. NCBI's taxonomy places the organism in Eukaryota, Viridiplantae, Streptophyta, Magnoliopsida, Caryophyllales, Amaranthaceae.